Messenger RNA from Lotus japonicus, 1341 nucleotides. RefSeq lists its product as uncharacterized. The transcript has 7 exons. The record is from RefSeq and is a predicted model, not a curated record. NCBI's taxonomy places the organism in Eukaryota, Viridiplantae, Streptophyta, Magnoliopsida, Fabales, Fabaceae. The coding region runs from base 92 to 1201 and encodes 369 amino acids.
CGCAGAGAUAAACCUUUAAAGGAUAAGGUAAUCAAAUCGAUGGUUCAUUGCAGAACUCGAGCGCAGCCACACCAGAAAAAGCAAAGCUAAAAUGGGAAGCUGCACUGGUGUGGAAAGUGAUAGGCUUGAGAUAUUUGAAGUUGGACCAUGCAAAAAUGCUUACGAAAUGGGUCUCUUAAUAGGCCAAAGAUUCUCCAAACUCAUCAAAAGCAGAGUUGCCAGAGACCUCAUUCUUCAAAACCAGCUCCGACCCUUUGCCCACACCACCACCCCUCAAUCAGAAUCACUUCUCAAAUCACUUUUUGAUAACAAUCGUGAAAAAUUCCCCAGGUAUUGGGAUGAACUGCUUGGAACUGCACAAGGAAGCGGUGUGCCUCUUCUUGAUAUUUUACUCAUAAACUUCAGGAAGGAGAUUCUUGCAUUUAUUCCGAAAGAAGGAGCAAAAAGUUCGGACGUGGAUACCUCAGAUGACUGCUCCGAUGUUCUUGUUGUCGGUGAAUCUAUGACCAUUGCGGCUCACAACGAGGAUGCCAAUAUUGCUCUAGUUGGCCACACCUACUUAAUCAAAGGAAUCCUGCAAGAUGGAAGUUUCUUUGUAGGUUAUACAUAUGCCGGGGAGCUUCCCAGUGGUGCAUUUGGAUUCAACAGCCAUGGACUGGCAUUCACCUUGAAUUCAGUACCCCCUGUUGAAGACGAGAUAGUGGCUGGUGGCAUCGGGCGCAACUUCAUUUCUAGAGACAUUCUUGAAGCUACAAGCAUAGAUGAUGCUAUGAAGAAGAUCAAUUCAUCAGAAGUUUCUGCGGGGCAUUCUUAUAACCUGAUGGAAACAACUACCCGCAGGAUUUUCAAUGUUGAAACCGCAUCUAGGAAGCGGGUUUCAGUUUAUGAGGUGGGAGAAACACCUUUCUUCCAUGCAAACAUGUAUCUUCAUCUACACAUUAAUCAGGUACAAGAUGAGAAUUCAAUUAGCAGGCAGAAAAGGGCAAGUGUCUUGGCAAAAGCAUCAAAAGAGGAUUUCCUGUCACUUCUAGGAGAUACCGAUGACGAAAAAUACCCCAUUUACAUGACAGGUCCAUUACUUCACACGCUCUGUACAGCUAUUGUUGAUCUGGAUGAACAAACACUAUCAAUUAUUGCAGGGAAUCCAAAAAAUGGAGAUGUUUCACAUGUUUUCUCCAUCUCCCCAAAAAAAGCUCAAUGACAAACAGUCUAGAGCUUAUUAUUAGCAUGUUUGUAAAAUCAUUUACAGUUGAUUCAAGAGUCCUAAUUAAUUCUAAAUAUAAGCUUCUGUAUACAGUUUCUAGAUUUCAAAAUUGAUUCCGGAUAAAAAAAAGCUAUUAG